AUGGUGACCUUGGUUCAUUAUAAACUCAAGGUUACUCUGAAUGAUGGUCGAUCCCUUGUUGGUCAGAUGUUAGCAUAUGAUAAGCAUAUGAACUUUGUUCUUGCAGAGUGUGAGGAGUUUAGAACUGUAAAAGGGAAAAAGGCUAAAGGUGCACCUGAAGGAGAAGCUGCACCAAAUGUGCAACAAAAGAGAACACUUGGUCUUGUCAUACUUCGUGGAGAGACUAUAGUUUCGGUAUCAGUGGAAGGACCACCUCCCGUACAGAAAGAUGAUGGAGCACUGUUAGCUGGACCAGGAAAAGGUGUGCCUGCUGGAAGAGGAAUGCCAUUGGGUGCUGGUGCUCCCGGAGCCAUGGGUGCUCGACCUAUGGCGUACGCUCGCCCUCCUCCUGGAUUCCCUCCCGGUAUGCCCGGUCUUCCCCCAGGAAUGCCUCCUGGAUUCCCAGGUGGUGCUCCGGGUAUGCCUCCAGGAAUGCCUCCUACUGGUAUGCCCCCUGGAUUCCGACCUCCUGGGUUCCCUGGUGCGCCAGGUUUACCCUUCCCUCCUGGACAAAUGCCUCCUGGUUUCCGUCCGCCUCAAUGA
This is a messenger RNA of Kwoniella shivajii, 582 nucleotides long. RefSeq lists its product as uncharacterized. The record is from RefSeq and is a predicted model, not a curated record. Gene Ontology annotation, biological process: mRNA splicing, via spliceosome. Gene Ontology annotation, molecular function: RNA binding. NCBI's taxonomy places the organism in Eukaryota, Fungi, Basidiomycota, Tremellomycetes, Tremellales, Cryptococcaceae. Gene Ontology annotation, cellular component: U2-type prespliceosome; U4 snRNP; U4/U6 x U5 tri-snRNP complex. The transcript is spliced from 6 exons. Bases 1 to 582 code for a protein of 193 amino acids.